ACAAAAGUUUUGAGGAAAAAAUCAAAUAAAAGCCGCCUUUUUAGUUUACGUUCGCAAGACAGCUACCAACCUCGCCGGGGAAAUGGGGCGGACGAUGGAAUGGGCGGCGAGGGCGGGGCACUUGCGAGGCAUACCCAGAAAAAUGGUGAUAGCGGCGGUGGGAUCCUUCGCCAAAACGGUGUCGUCUCUUCUCAACACCACCACAGUUCACAACGCCGACACUCUCCUCCGCCUCGUCCGCUCCAGACCCGCCGGCGUCCCCCUCAUCACCGUCAGCAAUCACAUGUCCACUUUAGAUGAUCCAAUUAUGUGGGGUUUCAAGGGUUUUCCCAUCUUUGAUACGAAGUUAGCUCGAUGGGUUCUCACUGCUGAAGAUAUAUGUUUCAAGAAUGCGGUCUAUUCCUAUGUUUUUCGGGUUGGGAAAUGCAUACCUAUCACAAGAGGCGGUGGAAUUUAUCAAGAGCACAUGAACGAGGCUCUGGAGCGCUUAAAGGAUGGAGAAUGGCUGCAUACUUUCCCAGAAGGAAAAGUGCAUCAAGAAGAUGCACCUAUAAAUCGAUUGAAGUGGGGUACUGCUAGUCUAAUUGUUCGUGCACCUACAACUCCAAUUGUGUUGCCAAUUAUUCAUCAUGGUUUUCAAGAGGUGAUGCCAGAGAAGUUUAUGUUUGGUAAACGGCCUCCUGUACCAUUAUGUAAUAAGAAAAUUAACAUGAUCAUUGGUGAUCCUAUUGAAUUUGACCUUCCAGCAAUGAGUGAAAUGGCUAUUGCAGAGUCUCGUAAUGGGCCAUUCCCUACUCUCGGGUGGCCCAGCACUUCUAAUGGCUUGGAUGAAGCAGCACAGAGAUAUCUUUACACUUCAAUCUCAGAGCAAAUCCGUGCUGCCAUGGAGAGAUUAAGGUGCUUUGGUAAAUGUAUUCUGAAGUCAUAGGCUCAUACCUACCUAAACUUGUUCUAAUGUCUUGAGUUUAUUGAUUGUAUCAUUCUUUGUCAUUGUAGUUGAUGUUGAGAGAGAGGCCUUAAGAUUCUUAUAGUGCAUUUAGAAUACAUACUCAGGUUUAGGCUAGGAGAUAAAUCCCAGUUAGUAAUUUUGGACAGUUUAUUUACAAAAUAGAAACCUUCAUGAAUUUUGAUCCUUUGCAUUUUAGUAGUGCUCAUGUCAUGUAGGAGAGAUGGAAAGUAAAUACCUGGGAUUCGCAUUUCAGGUAGGGGCAUAAGUCAAGUAGGCCCUCUUUGUUCAUUUCUUUACGUGUAAUUUACAAUAAUCCAUGGUUUUAUAUGAUGUGUCAUAUCCUCCUUGUUGUUUGUUCA
This is a messenger RNA of Lotus japonicus, 1308 nucleotides long. RefSeq names its product N-acylphosphatidylethanolamine synthase. The record is from RefSeq and is a predicted model, not a curated record. Bases 83 to 928 code for a protein of 281 amino acids. Gene Ontology annotation, biological process: phospholipid metabolic process. Lineage: Eukaryota; Viridiplantae; Streptophyta; Magnoliopsida; Fabales; Fabaceae. The transcript is spliced from 5 exons.